GAUCGCUGCCGUUUGGAUGGUAUUUAUCGGACCGGGGUCGAGCACGAGCAUGUCGUGAGAGGCGAGCCUAGCUGGGGAGGACUCGACACCAGGACCUGAACCGGAGCGUUAACGGGACCUGAAACGUUACCGGGGGAAGAUGGUGAAGAGGAAGAGCCUGGAGGACAGCGACCAGGACUGCGGGAAGGGGGUCCCGUUCCCCAUCCAGACCUUCCUCUGGAGGCAGACCAGCGCCUUCCUGCGUCCUAAGUUGGGGAAGCAGUAUGAGGCGUCCUGCGUGUCCUUUGAGCGGGUGCUGGUGGAGAACAAGCUGCACGGCCUGUCCCCGGCGCUGUCCGAGGCCAUCCAGAGCAUCUCCCGCUGGGACCUGGUCCAGGCGGCGCUGCCCCACGUCCUGCACUGCACCUCCAUCCUGCUGUCCAACCGCAACAAGCUGGGCCACCAGGACAAGCUGGGCGUGGCGGAGACCAAGCUGCUGCACACGCUGCACUGGAUGCUGCUGGAGGCGGCCCAGGAGUGCAACCCCGACCCCGGCCAGGGCCAGGGGUCCGGUCAAGGCCAGGGGCCCUGGGCGGGGGGCAGUGGCAGCAGCAGCGGGUACCUCCAGGCCCAGGCCAACCAGGGCUCCUCCCCGGGCCCCGGCCCCGGGCCGGCCCUGGGGGGGUCGGGCCCCCAGCGCAGCGCCUCGUUCCAGGAGGAGGAGGAGAACCAGCGCUCCAAGAUGUUCCACAAGAGCAUGUCCACCGUGGAGCUGUUUGUCUUCCUGUUCGCCCCGCUCAUCCACCGCAUCAAGGAGUCCGACCUCACCUUCCGAUUGGCCAGCGGUCUGGUCAUCUGGCAGCCAAUGUGGGAGCACCGACAGCCAGAUGUUCCCGCCUUCUCCGCGCUCAUCAAACCUGUCCGAAACAUCGUCACAGCCAAGAGGAACUCCCCCGUCAACCACCAGUGUAGCCCCGCGGGAUCUGGCAACCCGUCCCCCCUGGGGUUCCAGGUGGUCUGCGAAGCCGUCCAAUCAGACUCCUCCUCGCCAGGGGGCGGGGAGCAGAGCUGUCGUCGUGGUAACUCAGUGGAAAAGGGAGGCAGGGCCUUUCAUCCCCCCGUAGAGGUCAGGGGGCCCGCCAAGAAGAAGGCGACUCACGGUAACCGUGACAACCAUGAGCCGCCUGGAAACAAGCGCCUCCCUGUCGUGGCCGGCGUGUCCAGCAAUAGCAUUGCGGAGAGGUCAGACCGUCAGGUGGACAGGGAGGUCAGAGACCGUCAGGUGGACAGGGAGGUCAGAGACCGUCUGGUGGACAGGGAGGUCAGAGACCGUCAGGUGGACAGGGAGGUCAGAGACCGUCAGGUGGACAGGGAGGUCAGAGACCGUCAGGUGGACAGGGAGGUCAGAGACCGUCAGGUGGACAGGGAGGUCAGAGACCGGCAGCUGGACAGGGAGGUCAGAGACCGUCAGGUGGACACGGUGUCAGAGACCUCACAGACGUCGGCGCCCGGCGUGCUGGCGCCCUCGCUGUGCCAGCGGGCGCGGUACGCCUCCUACUUCGACGUGGCGGUGCUGCGCUGCCUGCUGCAGCCCCACUGGACGGAGGAGGGCGUGCACUGGGCCCUGAUGUACUACCUGCACCGCCUCCGCCACAUCCUGGAGGAGCGGCCCCACCGGCCCCCCGAGCCCCUGGCCACGCCCCUGCCCCGCCCCCGCAGCAGCUCCAUGGUGGCGGCCACGCCCUCGCUGGUCAACACGCACAAGACUCAGGACAUGAGUCUGAAGGCCAACGAGGACUCCCUGAGCGCCGAGACCUUCUCCAAGGUGUCCCUCACCAACCUGCGGCGGCAGGCCGUCCCCGACCUGUCCUCAGACCUGGGCCUCAACCUCUUCAAGAAGUUUAAGAACCGGCGUGCGGAGGAGCGGGAGCGGAAGGGCUCCAUCCCGUCCCACCAGGCGGGCAGGAAGCGGCAGCGCCGCAUGGGCGUGCCCUUCCUGCUCCACGACGAGCACCUGGACGUCUCCCCCACCCGCAGCGCCUUCUCCUUCGGGAGCUUCUCCGGCCUGGGGGAGGACCGCCGCACGCUGGACCGGACGGGCUGGCAGGCCACCAUCAUGGGGAGGUUUGCGCGCCGCGGCAGCACGGACACGGCCGUCGACGCAGACAGUCUGAGCGCCAAACACUCCCACUCCCACCACUCUCUGCUCCGGGACCUCCCGGACCACCCCAACAGCCACGCAGACGGCACCGUGCGCGAAGUACGCUCCCAGAUCUCCACCAUCACCAUGGCGGCCUUCAACACCACGGUGGCCUCCUUCAACGUGGGCUACGCCGACUUCUUCACGGAGCACAUGAAGAAGCUGUGCACGCCGGCCGCCGCCGCGCACGACGCCCUCCCCUCGGAGCCGCUGGCCUGCUCCAACCUGCCGCGCAGCCUCACCGACUCCUGCAUCAACUACUCCUGCCUGGAGGAUGGCGAGAGCAUCGAGGGCACCAACCACUUCAUCCUGAAGAACGGCAUGCUGGACCUCACCGCGGUUCUGCGGGCGCUCUACGCGGUCCUGAGCCACGACAUCAGCUCCAGGAUCUGCGACGUGGCGCUCAGCAUCAUCGACAGCCUGCUGCAGCUGGGCGUGGUCCCGGCCGCCGCCGCCGCCGCCGCCGCCGCCGCCGGGCCCGGCAAGACCGGCAAGACCGGCAAGCAGGAGGACAAGGAGAACCUGGACGGACCCGGGACCCAGGGGACAGGGGGGGAGGGCUCCCCCAUGAGCACCCAUCGCCUGGCCCUCAGCAUGCUCAUCAAGAUCGUCAAGUCCCUGGGCUGCGCCUUCGGCUGUGGGGAGGGGCACCGCGGGCUGUCGGGAGACCGCCUCCGCAUGCAGGCCCAGAACUGCCUGACCAGCCUCUACAAGCUGAACAAGCUCCAGUUCCGUCAGACCAUGCGGGACUACGUCAACAAGGACUCGCUGAACAACAUCGUGGACUUCCUGCACGCCUUCCUGGGUUUCUGCAUGGAGCCCGUCACCGACAAGUACGGCAGUGCAGGGGAAAGGUCGCGGAGGGCCAAAAAAAGAAACAUAGACAAGGCGGGCUUCGGGAACAACUUCACGACGGGGGAUUGCAAGUCUCUGGCCCAGAGCAUGGAGGCGGUGGUGGUGGGCUGCAUGUUCAAGUCCCUGAUCACACGCUGUGCCUCCACCACCCACGAGCUGCACAGCUCCGAGAACCUGGGUCUGUACUGUGACAUCCGUCAGCUGGUCCAGUUCAUUAAGGAGUCCCACGGGAACGUGUUCCGCCGGGUCGCUCUGAGCGCGCUCCUGGACAGCGCAGAGAAGGUGGCCGCCGGCAAGAAGCCCGACGACCGGGAGGACGCCAAGACGGCCGCGCCCCGCAGGUCGGAGGCGGGGGAGAGGGGUCCUGUGUCGGGGGCUGCUGACGAGUGCCACAGCUACAUCUCCAGCCGACCCCCCCAGACCCCCGAACAUGAGGAGCAGCUCCCCGGAGCCCUCCUGGGCAGGAAGGACUUCUGGAGGAAGAUGUUUAAGUCCCAGAGCGCGGCCAGCGACACCAGCAGCCAAUCAGAACAGGACACGUCCGAGUGCACCACCGCCCACUCCGGGACCACCACGGACCGCCGCACCCGCUCCCGCUCCCGACGCAUCUCCCUCCGCAAGAAACUCAAGCUGCCCAUCGGUAACGCCCCCCGCCUGUAG
Molecule: messenger RNA, 3694 nt
Organism: Gadus chalcogrammus (walleye pollock)
Lineage: Eukaryota; Metazoa; Chordata; Actinopteri; Gadiformes; Gadidae
Product: protein unc-80 homolog
Exons: 22
Coding region: 140-3694 (1184 amino acids)
Biological process (GO): monoatomic cation homeostasis
Cellular component (GO): cation channel complex; axon
Molecular function (GO): monoatomic cation channel activity
Source: RefSeq, a predicted model, not a curated record